Molecule: messenger RNA, 1205 nt
Organism: Cucumis sativus (cucumber)
Lineage: Eukaryota; Viridiplantae; Streptophyta; Magnoliopsida; Cucurbitales; Cucurbitaceae
Product: alpha carbonic anhydrase 1, chloroplastic
Exons: 6
Coding region: 98-919 (273 amino acids)
Molecular function (GO): zinc ion binding; carbonate dehydratase activity
Source: RefSeq, a predicted model, not a curated record
CCCAUUGUAUUCCUGUAUUGUUCAAAAGGAGAGUAGAUGUGCCAAGAGUUGGCAACAAUUACUUAAAAAAAAAAAAAGAAAAAGAGAGUUGGCAACAAUGGCUCCUCCAUUCUCCUCUAUUUUCGUUGUCUCUCUUUUGUUUCUUGGUUUUUUCGUGCAAGCCCACGGUCAUGGGGUUCAAUCGGCUGCAUUUACUUAUGAGGGCUCACAUGGACCUCAAAAAUGGGGAAGCUUGAGCCCAAGUUAUGCAGCUUGCUCCAAUGGGAAAUUACAAUCACCAGUAGACAUUUCGAAGGAUCACAGCGUGUUUGGGAAGGAGCUUCAAACACUAGCCAGAAAAUACAGUAUUGCUAAUGCUACACUUACCAAUAAUGGCUUCAACAUUGGGGUACACUUUUGGGAGAAUUCAGGAGGAACAGCUAUCAUAGAUGGCAAAAACUACAUCCUCAGACAAUUGCAUUGGCAUUCUCCUGCAGAACACCGCCUCAACGGAGAGCAAUAUGCAGCCGAGCUUCAUCUAAUCCAUCAGGCAGAAGACGGCACCCUCUCCGUCAUUGCAAUUCUCCUCCAAAUCGGUGAACCCGAACCCCUACUCGCAAAGAUACAAGACAAAUUGGUGGAGUUAGCCAAUGAAAAAUGCGGCGGCGACGAAGUGGCUCACGUUGCACUUGGAGACCUAGACACAAAGCACUUGAGAAAGAAGACUCGCAAAUACUACAGAUACAUCGGCUCUCUCACAACUCCUCCCUGCACCGAAAACGUCAUAUGGAACGUUCUCGGCAAGGUGAGGACAAUUUCGCAGCAACAAUUGGAAGCACUGAAGGCGCCAUUGGAUCCAGUGUAUAAGAACAACGCCCGACCAGUACAGCCGCUCAAUGGCCGGAAGAUUGAGAUCUACGACGAGCUCAGCGAGUACUAAAACCUCUCCUUUUCUCUCUCUCGCGCCUUCAUUUUGCCGCCCAAUUUACAAUCAGUUAAAGCAAAGGAGAGAAUGCAAUUUUAAAAAGGAAAAAAGAAAAAGAGGUGGUAAAUACCAUUGUAACCUUUUGAUUCUGAUCCUUCCGUGGAUUUAUUGAUUGGUAAAUGGUCAUUUCACAUUUCCUCCCUAAUUACUUAUAAAAACAACCAUUCUACUUUAUUUUACUAAUUAUGAAUAAUUGUAGCAUAAAAGAAAUGGGGAAAAAUAACAUUAAUUUCUUUUCGAC